Mesocricetus auratus (golden hamster) is the source of this 4359-nucleotide messenger RNA. RefSeq names its product MAP7 domain containing 3 (gene Map7d3). The record is from RefSeq and is a predicted model, not a curated record. The coding region runs from base 129 to 2816 and encodes 895 amino acids. Lineage: Eukaryota; Metazoa; Chordata; Mammalia; Rodentia; Cricetidae. The transcript is spliced from 17 exons. Gene Ontology annotation, cellular component: microtubule cytoskeleton. Gene Ontology annotation, biological process: microtubule cytoskeleton organization.
GAGUCCCCAAGCCCCGCCCCGCCCCGCCCCGCCCCCCGGGGUCCCAGCCAGGGCCCCAGCGGAGGCAGAGGCGGCGCCUGCGCCCUGCAGCCCAAGAACCAUCAGUGGUUCUUAACUCGGCUCCGAAGAUGGCCGACCAUGCUUUUGCGGGUACCAGUGGCAAUACAUCUUUGCGGGGUCUACGAGAACGUUUGGUUGCUGUGGCUCAAGAACUAGCCGAAGAACGGCGACGUAAACGUGGUAUUAAUCCUUCUGCAGUUACUACUAAGAGAGCGCCAUGUACACCUGUUUUAGAUUGCUCUGUCCUUAAAAAUGACAUCAAGCAGCAAUUAGCCAAAGAACGAAGAGAAGAGAAGAAACGCCAGCAGGAGGCCAACAAGGAAAAACAACUGCUCGAGAAACAACAAAAGGCUAAGCUGCAGUACGAAAAGCAAUUGGAAGAGAGACACCGCAGACUGAAGGAACAAAAGGAAAAGGACGAGCGACGCCGAGUAUCUGCCGAAGAAAAAAGAAAACAGAAACAGGCAGAAGACAAAGAAAAAUUUAAGGCUGCUCUGUCUCGUACAAUGGAACGAUGCAACCGCGUUGAUCAUCGCCAGAAGAGGUGGUCGUGGGAGGGCAGCAUGAUCAACAAUGACAAAUCUGGAAAAACAGAAAGUAAACGAAGUUCCUCUCUGAAUAGAAAAGAUAACCAAUUAUAUCCCAGUGUUGAUCGGGAACACAUGAACACCACGCCUGGCAUGACCAAAUAUAUUUUCCGCUAUGUGACUGUACCAGUAUUUACAAGUGAUGAGCCAAAGUCUUCCGCAAUGUUCAGUAAAUCAUCAGUAAAAAUGCCAGUUCCAACAAAAUUACAAAUAACACCAACAAAGAAAGUAGAAACACCCAUCCAGGAAAAUGUGGAAAGACCAGCAACGAUGAAUGUAGAAACAGCACCCCAGAUGAACAUGGAAGCACUGUCUCUGGCAAACGUGAAUGAACCAUCUCAUGUGGAAACAACUAGUCUGGAAAUAGCACUCCAGAACAUGAAGGACAUCUCUGAAAAUAGGGUGGACGUUUCCCCCAAGGUGAAUAUUGACAUACUCAAUAAUGCAAACUCAACAAGGCACACUGAGUCAAGUGUUGAAGAAUUCCCCACAUUGAGUAUGGAUGCCUCUUUAAGCAUUGAACCAUCGCCCGUUGUGAGCAAGGAUUCAUCCCCUGUUCUGAGCACGGAAUCAUCCUCCUUUACAAGUGUGGAAAUAUCUCCUAUUGUUAGCAUGGAUACCUCACCUGAGGAGGGCAUAGAUACCUCAACAGAAUUAAGUAUGGACUCAGCAAGUGCUGUGGCCUCAGAAGGAAAUAUAGAUAUAUCUAAGAGCAUGGAUGACUUAAAACUUGAGGCAAGUGCGGAACCUCAGCCUGAGACUCAUGUUGAAGUAUCACCCAAGUAUGUUCAGAGCCCAGAAGUGGACAAAAGAAACGAAAAUCUUAUCACCAAGAAACAACUACCAUCCCAGAUACCAUGUUACAAAUGGCCAUCAUCUCCCACAAUUGGGUGGCGCCCACCUUCUCCCAUGAAGGCUAUGCAGAGUCAAAAGAUCCGACCUCCAUCCCCUCUACCAGUCUCAUCAAGACUAUCAGCGAAGACUUCUCUAUCAUAUAAAAUAACCCCAGUGCAGAAUAUCCUAUAUGUGCCAAAUGCAUUAGGUGUGAUCGCAAAGAAAAAAGAAAUCAUCCAAAAGCAUACGAUCAGCACAGAAUCUGGCAAUAAAAGCAUGCCAAGCAGUGAAGCGACCAUGAAAGUUUCAGUAGAGACACACCAUGAUGCUUACGAACAAAAAGGCAAACAAGAGAAAGAAGGAAUCCAGAAAGAGAUGAAACAAAGGAAAUCAGAGUGUAUGGCAGAGAGAAUGGAUGAAGUCCCAGAAGAAGAACUCUCAGCACACAAAGAUGAGCAGCAAGAUCUGACAAAGAGACAUUUGGAACCACCAGAGAACCAGAGACAACAGCUACAGAAAUGGGACAAUGCCACGAUGAAAUCUGAGGAUAGUGCGGAAAACAGAAAGAAAGAUCAGGAAAGAAUUAUGCAACAAAAUUUGCAAGAAAGAUUAGAAAGGAAAAAGAGGGUUGAGGAAAUAAUGAAGCGGACAAGGAAGACAGAUGUGAAUACCUCGAAGGCUUCAGAAAUAGCUGAUAAAUCUGAAGAGGACGAAGCUGAUGAUGAAGGUGAAACAGAAAGUGAUGAGGACUCCCUUGAGACACUUCCAUCAGGAAUGAAAACGUCAUCUACCAAACUCAAAAAGUUUCACAAAAACUCCAAGAGAAGGUCUCAAAAGCUAGUGUUUCUGCAAGCGGGAUCUGAUGAGGUUGAUGCAGAGAAGAAAAUAUAUUUUAAUGGGAACAUGAAAGUUGUCAAACCAAACGACCCAAAGGCCUCUACAUCUCAAGCAAAAGGUUCCAAGACACCUACCAGAAAACCAUCUACCCGGACAGUGAGAAGCAGAAAAGCAAGGGACCCCACCAUCCGAUCUUCUCUGAGUGUCACCACCAAUCAGGAGUGGGUUUGUGACAAAAUCAUAGACCUUAGUCACAUCACUGAAUCACCUGUCAUAAAGAACACUGCUGGUAGCAAAAACCAAAAUUUAAAGUAUUCUGUGACAACUUGCCAAAGUCCUCAGGCACCUUUGGACCACAAACAACCUGUUUCUGCUCCUUUGACGAAGGUUUUGUCUUGCCUUCAUGUAACUGAAAGAGCAACUGAUUUUGCAAAUCCCUUUGCCUCUGGCUGUUCCAGGAUGGCACUUGGAGGAGAGGAAGAUGAUAGUGAUGUAUAAACCCUAUGGAGCCUGGGGGAUUGAUCGUCUUCUUCCACUCUGUAUUAAAACUCCCAAGGCCAAAAUUGUCUCCUUCAUACUUGAAACUGGCAAAGGAAUUUACCAUCAAAAAAGGAAGAAAGAGGAAAACAAAAAAUCCCAUCUAGUAGUCAACCUCAAUACCUACUUAAGAAUAUAUUACUAUCACCUUGUUCUCUAGUGAGAGUUUUAAGUAAAGAGGUUUCUGUUUUCCUUGGGGAAAAAAAUCUCUAUUGUCUCUUUCUUGGGUUUCUAUCAAUAGGUAUGUCAAGGAAUUCCUCAAGGAUCUUUUCAUUAAAUGAUCAUUUUCAGUCCCUCACAGAAAUCCUAUUAAAGCAGUGUCUCUAUUCCAGGAUCUAUUUGACCUAAAAUAGUUGAUUCUGGUUCAAAGUGACACUUCUUCAACAACUAGAAGCAAUCUGAUCUUGUAGAAAGCAUAACAUUGUGUGAGGAACUCAGAGUGCUCACUAUAGUUGUGUCUGAUUGUUCCUAAGAGACACCAAAGUUUGUGGAACAGCACCGCUUUAUUGCCUAUAUGUAUGGAUAUUUUUUUAAUUCAGGUCUCACCCCUGUCCAGUGCGGAUACCUCCAAAUGCCAGAACCAGAAAAUGUAAGUUUAGUCCAUCAAUUUCUUUCAUGAUCUCAUCAUUGUUUCAUCUUGAGGUACCUAGAACAGUUUAUACACAAAAUGUGCAUUAUUCUGUUGCAACAGUACAGAGUACGAUUAAUUCCCUUAAAUAUUGUGUACUUAAACCUUUUUUGCCUUGCCUCCCAGGCCUGUCCUUCAGUAUACACUCAGGCUUGAGACAUAUAAGCAAAAUGUGCUUGCUGUUUUUUUUUUUUUUUUUUGGUUUUUACGAGACAGGGUUUCUCUGUAUUGUUUUGAAGGCUGUCGGUCCAGCCUAGCCUCGAACUCACAGAGAUCUGCCUGCCUCUGCCUCCCGAGUGCUGGGAUUAAAGGCAUGCGCCACCACCGCCCAGCGUGCUCGCUCAAGUUUUUUAGGCACUUGUAACAAGUGAAGACAAGAGCAGUGCUAUUCUUCAGGUCCGGUGCCAGAUACAUGGACAUAAACUCGUGUGAAUUUGCACAUGUAUCUGCACUCAGAGGUGAUUCCAUAAAACUAGAACACACAUUGCUUGCUCUAACACCAACAAGCCUCAUUGUUGAUCACAAAUGGUUUAAGAUAGGCCAAUGUUUCUUUAGCCAACAAUCUUGCAUUCCCAAAAAGAAUAAUUACAUUUUCUGAUGCUUGGUCCCUUUGCUACCUGUUAUGUAUUAGAGCGGGAUGCCUCAGGUUUUAAAAUCUAUUUUUAGAUACUGGUUCUUAAAUGUAGACAGCAAAAGGCAAUCAUUCUAAAAGAUGAGCUUUUGGUAUUUUUCUAUACAAAUGUCAUGUGCUAAAAUACUUUCUCUUAAAUAUGUGCCAUAUGAAAUAAAUGUCUCAGAAAAAAAGCUUUGUUUUUGCUAUAAUAGAAAUAUACUGGUGGUGACAUAAAAUAAAGGUGAUACCAAGUGUCAGGCGAA